Messenger RNA from Amblyraja radiata (thorny skate), 7078 nucleotides. RefSeq names its product solute carrier family 23 member 2. Gene Ontology annotation, biological process: transmembrane transport. Lineage: Eukaryota; Metazoa; Chordata; Chondrichthyes; Rajiformes; Rajidae. The transcript is spliced from 16 exons. The coding region runs from base 383 to 2329 and encodes 648 amino acids. Gene Ontology annotation, molecular function: transmembrane transporter activity. The record is from RefSeq and is a predicted model, not a curated record. Gene Ontology annotation, cellular component: membrane.
AGGCGGCUGCAAUUGGUUGUGUUCCCCUGUGAAUGACGUUGAGCAGAGCUGGGUCGGGUGAUGUCUUCCGGCUGCAAACCAGCACAGUGUAGGAACAGCAGCGGGUGAGAAGCCUGGGUUGUGGAGCCCGAGCCGGCACGGUAGCAGCCGGCAGUGAGGUUGCAGGAGCGGUGAGAGGCCUCGCUAGCAAGACCUAGUGACGUAUGCAGACUCGUCUGGAUUGUCAAGUCAUGUCAGCAGAGCGUCUGAUCGAUACCUGACUGGCCCUGGGGGCCGGUGUGUGGGAAAACUGACCCUCCCCCCCUCCCUCCCCAGUCUACUCCCUGCUGUAUUUUCGUACAAGACGCUCAACCCCCUCCGUCUAUGUUCCUCGUGGAAACCGAUGGGAAUCGGCAGAAAUACAACCACCAAAGGCAGCAUGGAGCCCGGGAGCGCAUCCGAUAGCAAGUACGAGGAUGAGAAACACUCAGCUUCAUUCUACCCAGUGCCGGUGGUGAUGAACGGUGCGGUUCCAGCGAGCAGCGAGCAGGACACGGAGGUCACCGAGCUGAUGGCGGUGUACGGCAACGAGAACAGCUCUCCAGAGAAAGGUUCCCUCACUGAUGCUUCCAGCAACAGGGGAUGCCCGGAACCCCGGGAAAUGGACAUGAUCUACACCAUUGAGGAUGUUCCACCCUGGUACCUCUGCAUAUUCCUGGGCCUACAGCACUACCUGACCUGCUUCAGUGGCACCAUCGCUGUGCCCUUCCUGCUGGCGGAAGCCAUGUGUGUCGGUUAUGAUCAAUUGGCCACCAGCCAACUGAUUGGGACCAUCUUCUUCUGCGUGGGCUUGACCACCCUGCUGCAAACCACGUUCGGAUGCAGGCUGCCCCUGUUCCAGGCCAGCGCCUUUGCUUUCCUGGCUCCUGCUCGCGCUAUUCUGGCCUUGGAUAAAUGGAAAUGCAACAACACAGGUCUCCCUUUUCCAAAUAGCUCUGAAAAUAUGGACUCGUCACAUAUUUGGCACCCAAGGAUACGAGAGAUCCAGGGAGCCGUGCUGGUAUCUUCCCUCGUUGAGGUGGUGAUCGGUUUCCUGGGGCUACCGGGAGUGCUCCUCGACUACAUUGGCCCCCUCACCAUCACCCCAACUGUGACACUGAUCGGCCUGUCCGGUUAUCAGGCAGCAGGGGAGCGAGCUGGCAAACACUGGGGCAUCGCGAUGCUGACAAUAUUAUUGGUGCUGAUAUUCUCUCAAUACGCACGGAACAUCAAACUGCCUCUUCCCAUUUACAGAUACAAAAAGGGGUGGACUGCCUACAAGUUGCAGCUAUUCAAAAUGUUCCCGAUUAUUUUGGCCAUCCUGGUGUCGUGGUUUCUGUGCUUCGUUUUCACGGUGACUGAUGUCUUCCCACCAGACAGUGGUCAGUACGGUUACUAUGCCCGCACAGACGCAAGGAAAGGGGUCCUCGAUGUGGCACCGUGGUUCAAAGUCCCUUACCCUUUACAGUGGGGACUCCCCACCGUGUCCCUAGCGGGAGUGAUCGGGAUGAUGAGUGCGGUGAUUGCCAGUAUUAUUGAGUCCAUCGGCGAUUACUACGCCUGCGCCCGGCUGUCCGGUGCCCCAACUCCGCCGAUACACGCAAUCAACAGGGGCAUCAUGGUUGAAGGUUUUUCCUGUAUACUGGACGGGCUGUUUGGCACCGGAAACGGGUCCACAUCCUCCAGCCCCAACAUCGGGGUGCUGGGAAUCACAAAGGUGGGGAGCAGGAGGGUCAUACAGUACGGAGCUGCGAUGAUGCUUUUGCUGGGGUCCAUCGGAAAGUUCAGUGCUCUCUUUGCAUCGCUCCCCGACCCAGUCCUCGGAGCUCUCUUCUGCACCUUGUUUGGAAUGAUUACUGCCGUGGGAUUGUCCAACCUUCAGUUUGUUGAUCUCAACUCCUCACGCAACCUCUUUGUCCUCGGAUUCUCGAUCUUCUUUGGUCUCAUGUUGCCCAGCUACGUGAAGCGGAAUCCCCUUGUAACAGGUGUUGUUGAGGUUGACCAAGUGCUGAACGUGUUGUUGACAACUGCCAUGUUUGUGGGUGGCUGUGUCGCCUUCAUCCUGGACAACACCAUCCCAGGAACCGCUGACGAGAGGGGCAUUUGCAAGUCGAAGAUUGGAAUCGUUGGAUUCAAGACCUCAGACAGCAAUGAGACCUAUGACUUGCCCAUCGGCAUGAAGUAUCUCAGGCGAUACAAACUGUUCAGUUACCUGCCCAUCUGCCCGACCUUCACUGGGUACUACUGGCAGGAGUACAGGGAGAAGAAGAACAGUCGGAGGCGGGACGAGAUCCCCGAGUCAACGGUAUAGAGUUGAGGACGCCAUCACUGUUGGCUGUGUCUGUAGAGGCUCCUCCCGUCCAUCUUGUAUGUGUGCCCAAAGCGGAGAAGACAGCAGUGUGGCGUUGCACUCCCUCCUCUCCACCCUCUGCUCCCUUCUCAACGCAUGCGCGGCCACACAAAUCUCUCUGACGUGUCGAUGGGGAUGGGAGCAGAGUGUUUUUUGCCAUUGUCGGAUUGAUAUCUUUGUCAAGAGUCAUUGCCGGUCAACACUUCAUCCAAGUCAUUGUUGUCUGGGCUGACAAAGCUGUUUUAUAGUGGUCGUGUGCGUGUUGGGGAGGGGAGGGGGUGGGGUGUAGGGGGGUAAGGGGGAGGGGGGGGGAGGGAGUAGGUAGGGGGGAUAGGAAAGGUCCCACAGUUCGUCAUGUGGUCAGUGCAACCCCUCAACCUUCUGCUGAGCAGAGGGUGGGGGCCAUUUAAUUGUGAAGGAUGUGAUGCGAGGUGUGUACCAGUAAUGGAUUUGGCAAAGCAACACUCUAAUGAGAGAACCUCAAGGGAGACCAUAGCCCAUUCGGCCCAUCGAGUCCGUUCGAUCUACCUGAAAUGUAACCCCGCUAUUACUCUUCCCCCACGUCCCCUCCUCGGUAAAUGAAAUGCUGAAAAUGCUCGGCAGGUCAGGUGGCGUCUGUGGAGCAAGGAACAGAGUUAAUGUUUUGGGUCAGUGAGUUAUCUUCAUAAUUGGGAAAGGUGAGAAGUCGACCACCUUCCUGUGAAGGGCAGAGGGGUGGCUGGCCAGGAGAAAGGGGGAAUGCCUGUGAUAGGAUGGGGCCACAGAGAAACUGAAUGAAAUAAUAAGUGGUGGUCGUGCCAGUGGAGAUAAUGUGAUGGGUCUCGUUUAAAAAAUAAAUAAAACAGCAUUUGCAGUUCCCUGUGUCUCCAAAACAACAUGUUGGGCAACACUGGAGAGAAACACAGAAAAAUACUUGAAAUUAAAAAGAAUCCCGGAAGUAUUAAACAAACUGGAAGGGUUGGAUAUCUGAAAUAGUUGCAUUCAACGUCAAGUCCAGAGAUGUGUUAUAUGCUCUCAGGACAGGUCAGCUGAAAUGGCCAAACCUCUAAUCUGACAAGUACCUGCGUGUUCAGUGUCUCAGUUAUCAUAUGGUCGCAGAGUUUCCCUUCUCUCCACCUCCCCUCCAUUUCACUGCACCCUUAAUCACCUUCACCUCUUGAUUUCUGAGGAAAGAUCAUUGACCCUACUUGCUCCACCGAUAUUGUCUGGAAAGUUGAAUAUCUCCAGCAUCUUCAGUUGUUAUUGCAGAUUUCCAGAACAUGCAGUUUUUAAAAAGUAAAUUGUGAUGGAGUUUUUAGAUUUCACCCCCUCACUCUCAAAAAUGUGACAUGAUUCCAAAGAUUUUGAGCCCUUUAACUGGGGGUUUUUUUGGCCUGGAAUCGCUUUUGCUAAUCCACGUGUUUGUCUUGGAUUUUUCUUCCAUGGCCAUGAGACCCUAAUUGGCCUCAGUGAGGCCCUCCUUCAACCUGGUGCAGCUUGUGUCGUCCUUCCUUGGAGCACAAACGCUUUGCGGCACUUCACUUUCCCCUGCGCUCUCCGCCUUCGAAGUGCUGGGGUCCUGAGUCAGUCUGAGGUGGAACUCUGUGGGCAGUCUGCUGACUUCUCCCUGUCCAUCACUCACAACCUCUUCACACUGAACAUGCUCACUCGAGUCCGUUCUGCUCCCUCGACUGACUUUACUUCCCAUCCUUUGCAUUGGCAAUCAUUAGCUUUCAGACAUUUGAGUCGAGGAUGAUGUGGGGGGAACGGAAGUAUGGAGGUAUUUAGGCUAAGAAUAUCUAUCAGCCACUGGGAAGUUGGACAAGCUUCCAGGAGUUGGAUGAAGCAUGGGAGCCACAGCACUGCCAUAUCCAUUCUCCGCUGGCUCUUUCUCACCUCGGUAACCAGGAUCUCCUGCUUGGGCACCACUUUGCGUUCGUUAGCUAUCGAGCAAGGUCCCUUGGACGAGCUGGCUUGCAGCCACCUUCAAAGAACUCCCAACCUUUGCCCAUUGGGGCCUCUCUCCUCAACUCUUGUCGGCCGAGGGAACUGGAGAGUGACGCCGCUGGUUAGCGAUGGGAAGAUGUUAUUGGCGAUGGGGUGGGAUGUUUGGAGAGGGCUCCUUCUUCAAGCAACAACAACAUCAGUUGCUCCAAAGAGACAGACAUGGGCAAGAGUAUCUGUGUGAAGCUGUGGAAACUUCAGCCCAGACUCUAACGGUGAUACACUAGACCCGAACUCAACAAACAUUGGGCAUGGAUGUGGUUGUACCGCUCUGAAGGCUCAUCCCUGCUAGAUGUGGGGAUGCAUUGGGCAGUCACACUAGUCUUUAUUAUCCAUAAUGUCUUUUUUUUCCUUAAGAUUGCAUUGCUCGUGACAUGACAUGGAAUGAUUCCUUCAUAGAGCACUGCUGUGUGUUAAUGAGCUUCACCAAACAUCUAGGUUUAGGGGUAUGGGGGGGGGGGUGCAGGUCAGGUCGGCAAGGGGCUGUAGAUUGCUCCAUUAGGCGAAUAGAGGCCAUCCUGAGUGUCACCUCAUCCAGUGACCAACCAACUACCCCUCAUCCCCGUCAGAAGAGAACUGGGCGUGUCGCCCGGCAGGUUCCCUCUCGAUUAGCAGCUUAGAAAACAGAGGAGAAAACCACAACCAUCAUCUCGUAAAUAUUGUCUACUUUAUUUCUCUGACACUUUCCUCGUGUGUUUCUGAUGGGGGGGGGGGGGGGGGGGGGGGGGGGGCUCAAUGGCCAAUGAAGUGUGGCGAUUGGCCUCAUUAGAGUUGAAGUCGCUGGAGUGACCAUUGAGUGGAUGCGAGUAAGACGAUAGAGGGUUCAGUAAAUAUUGUCAUCUUUAUUUCUGUGACACCUUUCUCGUGUUUCGAUGGGGGGGGGGGGGGGGGUGGAAGGUGCUCGAUGGCCAUUGAAGUGUGGCGAUUGUCAUAAUUAAUGUUGAAGUCGCUGGAGUGACCAGUGAGUUGAUGCAGGCAGCAGGACAGAGGGUUUCAGUAACUUGAUCAACACCCUUUGAGGGUUCAGUAACAUGAUCAACACCCAGGGGUUUAAACGUUGCUGAGGUUGGGUGGGUGGACUGGUAACCUGGAGACGAGUAAAUGGGUCAAGGGUUCCCAGUGAUGGAUGUGGGAGGAAAGUCCCAAAGGUUUGCCUCUGGACCCGGACCACUUUGUGUUUCAGGGACGGGCUGACCCUGGAGACUGGCUCUCCGAUCAGUUACGGGUUGGCUUACAACCCAAACUGUUGCUACACCCUGUAAAUCCAGGCUUUCAUUCCUUGAAUGUGUAAAUAGUAUAUAUCUACAAAUAUAUAUAUAUAUAUCUGUGGAUUAUUAUUUUUUAUUUUUCAGUUAACAUUAACAUGCUGCUAGGGAGGAGAGUAGUUGAGAUAUGGGGAGGGAGGGGGGGGGGGGGGGGAUGAUCCUGGGCAGUUGUUGCUCUGAUCUUGGUUUGGUUGGCAUGAGUUGAGAGCGUUUCACUGGAAGUGAAAGUGUGCACUGUUUUCCACCUGGUGAAAUCUCGGCCGGAGAGAGUAUUAAAGUUUUGACACAUCCACAUAACCUUUUGUCCAACAAAGCACUGUUGAUCAAUCUUUGUUGUCCUUUCCAUUUGGUUCCUUACCCGCCCUGCGAUGUUGUGUAGUAGCUUUCUGAAACUGGCACUUGUGUGGGCAUAAGAUGGAUACAUUGGCCUCUUGAUAAACCAAACGGGGUCUUAUUGAGUGGACCUGGUGAAGCAAUGCUAUCAUAUGUUCAGGUCAACAGCUGGCUGCAUUGGGCAGACCCUACCCAAGCACAUUGCACUCUAACUGAGCAAUGAUGUUCCGCCCUUGUCAUUACCACAGUUGUAACAAUUCCGCUCAUCCCAGCCGAGGCCAAUCAUCUUGUGGUGGAAACAUUUUUUUAAGUUGUUUGGCAAUAGUCUUCUGGCCAUUCUUUGUGCCCGCUGUUGUGGUUGCCCUGUCCAAGGCCGCAGUGGUGCGUGCACAGUACAUCAAUGUUACUGGAUCACUAGGAGACCAUGGGGCGUGGGCAUUGAACUGAGCCUGGCACUCUUGAGAGCCGGCGAUCGAUCAAUCGUUCAUCGGAAACAAAAGCCGUGGUGACGUCUAUUUUUAUUUUAAAUUGGCCCACGAACCACUCCGAUCCUGCUCUCUGUGGCAUGAUCGCUGGGCAUCUACCUGAUGAGAGUUUGGGAAUAAAGAGAGAGAGCGGGUGGAACCAUGCAAGAACGGGCAUUAUAAUGUGCUCUCCCCCUUCCCUGGCUUCCAGUUCAUUGCACCAGUGGUAGGCGGGCUGGAAGAUUUUGGGCAUUCUAACUACUUCGACCCCUUCUCAGGAUAAUAGUGAGUGAGUUUAGUGCCAGUUUCAGGGGGCUACUUUGCCACCUUUGGUUCAAGUCCAAGUUGGCUAAAUUGCAUCUUGCGUUGUCUCAAGAGCUGGAACGAUAGUUAAAAAUUGUUCUGUUGCUGCCUGUCUGUUAACAAAAAUAACUCUUGUUUCUGUUUUGUACCCUGUGCAAUAUCAGCACAUAGAAAUGCAGAUAAAUUUCAAGUGUAUUUUUCCAACGUUGCAUCAUGAAUAUCUGUCAAAUCUAUUUAAAUGCCUGUGAUCUCUUUGCAAGACUUUCACUGGCUGUUUGUAACAUGAUAUUUGUUAAUCUCAUUCCAAGUUGGUUCAAUAACUACAAAAUUUAAAAAAAAUGGUGUAAAUUUAGCAACAAAAC